Penicillium salamii is the source of this 1746-nucleotide messenger RNA. The record is from the annotation of a GenBank genome assembly. Lineage: Eukaryota; Fungi; Ascomycota; Eurotiomycetes; Eurotiales; Aspergillaceae.
AUGCUAUGUAGUAUCCGGGGAACAGGGUACACUAUACGGGGUAAUUCAUCUUUACAAGGCCCCCGCACUGUCGUGGUCUCUCAUUUUCUUUUUCUUUUCUUGUCUGUAACCCUGGCCUCAAGCCCAUCGAUCAUCAUGGGCUAUAAGAUUACCAACAUCUAUGUCAUCACCACGGUGGCCGUCAUCGGCGGCGCACUGUUUGGUUUUGACAUCGCGUCCAUGUCUGCCAUCCUUGGUACCCAACAAUACAAGUGCUUCUUCAACCAAACCGGAAUCAACGAAAAAGGAGAAUGUGGUGGCCCUACCUCUGCCAACCAAGGUGGUAUCUCGGCAGCCAUGCCCGGUGGCUCCUGGGUUGGGGCCCUGUUGUCAGGAUUUGUGACUGACUGGAUGGGCCGACGUGGCGCCAUCCAAUCCGGGUCCGUCAUUUGGUGUAUCGGCAGUGCGAUCGUUUGUUCCUCCUUCGGUAUUGCCCAGCUCGUCGUUGGCCGGUUCAUCAACGGCGUCUCGGUCGGAAUUCUCAGUGCCCAGGUCCCCGUAUACGUCGCCGAGCUGGCUCAGCCCAGUAAGCGUGGCCAGGUGGUUGGAGCCCAGCAGUGGGCGAUCACUUGGGGUAUCUUGAUCAUGUUCUACGUGUCAUACGGCUGCAGCUUCAUGGAAGGUGUCAAGGCCUGGCGUACCCCAUGGGGCUUGCAGAUGGUCCCCGCCGGUCUGCUCUUUGCCUUGACUUUCCUUCUACCGGAGAGCCCGCGUUGGUUAGCCAAGAAAGAUCGCUGGGAGGAGGCACACGAUGUUCUAGCCUCCGUCCACGCCAAGGGUGAUCACAACGCACCGUUUGUGCAGACUGAGCUGCAGGAGAUCCGCGAAAUGGUGGAGUUCGAGCGCCAGAAUAAGGACGCCUCAUACCUGGACUUAUUCAAGGGCCCCAUGCUCUAUCGCACCCAUCUGGGAAUGUUCACCCAGAUCUGGUCACAGCUCACAGGCAUGAACGUAAUGAUGCUCUACAUCACCUACGUCUUUGGUAUGGCAGGCUUGAGUGGAAAUGCCAACCUCGUCGCCUCGUCAAUUCAGUACGUGAUCAACGUCGUGAUGACGAUUCUAGCCCUGCUAUUCAUCGAUCGCUGGGGCCGCCGCACUCCCCUUCUAGUUGGAUCCACCCUCAUGAUGAUCUUCAUGUUCGCCAAUGGUGGCAUCAUGGCAACCCACGGCAAACCUGCUCCACCCGGCGGCCUCAACAACACCCCCGAACAAUCGUGGGAUCUUUCCGAAGCCCCAAUGGCAGCUAAGGGUGUCAUCGCCUGCACAUACCUCUUCGUCGCCAGUUACGCACCGACCUGGGGGCCCGUCAGCUGGAUCUACCCUCCCGAGCUAUACCCCCUCCGCCUGCGCGGUAAGGCUGUUGCUCUUUCGACCUCCUCCAACUGGAUAUUCAACUUCGCUUUGUCCUACUUCGUCCCUCCGGCUUUUGAAAAUAUCCAAUGGAAGGUAUACUUAGUAUUCGGCGUUUUCUGCUUUGCAAUGACUGUGCACGUCUUCUUUGCCUUCCCCGAAACAGCCGGCAAGACCCUUGAAGACGUUGAAACUAUGUUCACUACCCCUGGCCUCAGGCCAUGGAGGACCACCGUGGAAUUCCAGCAUGUGCGCAAGCUUGAGCAGGGAGAAAUCCAGUCCGACAAACUCGGAGCUAUUCAUGCAGAGGAAGGAAACGUCGUUCCCAAGUCUGGCGAGAAGGAGGCCACUGUUUGA